Messenger RNA from Arabidopsis thaliana (thale cress), 1267 nucleotides. RefSeq lists its product as uncharacterized. The record is from RefSeq and is marked reviewed. The transcript has a single exon. Bases 247 to 705 code for a protein of 152 amino acids. Lineage: Eukaryota; Viridiplantae; Streptophyta; Magnoliopsida; Brassicales; Brassicaceae.
AAACUUUCUGUUAUCCCCUCUUUCUCUUAUUCUCUCUCUCUCGCUAUCUCUCCCUCUUAAGUUUUUUUUUAAAACAGACUCUCCCUCUUAAGUUAUUCGGUCGCAAUUAAAAAAGAAAACAAAAUCUUUAUAAAUUUUGAUUUUCUCUUUUUCACCCGAUUAUUUUGAUUUGACUGUUUUACGACAGUCAAUAUUUCAAUUUUAUUAUUGGGUGCUGACGUGGCAUGCAUCCAAUAGAGUAUCACCAUGAACACCAAAACGAUGCGUCUUCCCCCACGUCGCGUUCUAACGGCGGAUAAGCGCAAAGAACGAGACGCCUUCAUCUCCUCCGUCACCGAUAAUCCGCCGGAAAUCGCCAAGUUUCCCUCUCCGCCGCCUAAACUUGUUCCUCCGCCGGUUAAUCCCAUUUCCAAGAAAUCUUCAACCGCAGCAGCCGAGCCGAUCGGCUCGAACCAACUGAUGUUAGCCGGUUAUCUGAGCCACGAGUACCUCACCCAAGGCACACUCUUCGGAGAGCAAUGGAACCAGGCUCGAGCCCAAGCCGAGUCCAGUAAGAUAAAGCCGAGCCAUACUGUUGAGCCGGCUGAGGAAUGUGAGCCGAAACGGAAGAGGUAUAGGGAGGUUGCUAAUCUUCUCCGGUCAGAUGGGGCCCAACUGCCCGGCAUCGUCAAUCCUGCCCAGCUUGCCCGAUUUCUCAAACUGUGAUCGGCGUAAUCCGGUGUCCACGUGGAGACAGAUCAUUGGUCUGUCGUCCGGCAAGCGAGACAGCCUUAAAACCGAAACCUUCUUCUCUCUCUUUUUUUUUCAAAUGUUUUUUUAGAAUCCUCUCUGUAAAGCUGACUCGCUCGCUCUCUCUUCUCAUCAUCGUCUUCCUCGGAAAUCGACUGAGAAAAUUUAGGGUUUGUUGUUGAGGUAGAUGCUCCUCUUUUGUACAUCAGAAAUAUCAAUUAGCCAAUGGAUUAUGUUUUCAGAUCAGCAAAAUUGAACCCUUUUCUCUGUGUGUAUGGAUUUUGAUGAUUCCAAAGUGAUUAGAGAUCUAUACAAAACGAUAUAAAAAGUUAUCAAUUUCAAUAUCUUCUCUAAUUAUCGAACUUCGUCGAUGGAUCUAAGAUUCAAAUGCUAAUUGAGAUUCAACCUCCGGCCAGUUUGGUGUAAUCUGAGAUCAUCAUUUUUCUGGAAGACAAAAUUUGGUGAUGCCUUGGUAUGGCCGAAGUUAUUCAUGUUAAGUAAAAACUCUCUGUGCAUUUAGUGAAUACAAAUUGUCUUC